Messenger RNA from Symbiodinium sp. CCMP2592, 2841 nucleotides. The record is from the annotation of a GenBank genome assembly. Lineage: Eukaryota; Dinophyceae; Suessiales; Symbiodiniaceae.
AUGCCGUUCAGCAGUGGCGGCCAUGAGCCGUCCGGCGAGUUUGAGGCUUUCCUACAGGUAGAGGAGCUAGGGAUGGACAAGGUGCCCGAUCAGAAAAAUCUUCCCGGAAUGGGGCAGCUGCUCCAUCAGGUUGACAGCCUCCAGCAAGUUGUUGUUGCUACCUGCGAGUCCAUGACGUUGCUUGUGCAGAAGCAAGUAGAAGCGCUGAAAGACUAUGAGAAGGAAGCUGCCGUCUUGCAUCGUGAAAACAAGGACCUUCGCAUCAGAUUAGCUGAAUGGGAAGGCCAUCCGAUGCCCGGAACAGUUCGUGAAAAAGAAAAUGGUCCAGACCGUGCUGCAGGCGCCGCCUCAGGGCCGCAUCUUUCGACCGUGAACCGGGAGGCCUGGGCUGACGACGCCCAGGGGUCCGUGGGCCUUGGUACAAACUCGGCCGGCCUUACGAAUAUUGUUCCGUCUCCAUCACCUUCGCAGCUCAAGAGCCCACUGCCCCUGUCGGCCCAGCCGUCACAUGAGGAUGAUGAACUUGCAAAAGUGCAGUUUGCAGCUCGAGAGGCAGCUGUGUUCGUUGAUGCGGAUGCAUUGAAGAGGCAGCUGAAGCAGAAUUUGAGCAAAGAGACAUACGACGUUUCAAUGUACUACAAGGAGACUGGAGUAUGGCAAAGGAUAGCUCGGUCAAGCUUAUUCGAGCACAUUACUCUCUUCAUGAUCGCGAUCAAUUCGGUAUGGAUUGCAAUCGACACUGACUCAAACGAUGCUGCAACGCUGGUAGAUGCACAACCUGUUUUCAUUGUGGUUGAGAACUUGUUCUGUGUGUACUUCUCUGUGGAGCUGGCCAUCCGCUUCGCUGCAUUCCGAUACAAGAGGAACUGCAUGAAAGACAGUUGGUUUGUCUUUGAUUCAGUCCUGGUAGCGCUAAUGGUCUUCGAAACCUGGAUACUCACGGUAGCAGUUGCAGCGAUGGGUUCUGGUGCCAUGAGCAGCCCCAGCUUUCUUCGAGUGUUACGCCUUUUCCGGCUAACGCGCAUGGCGCGAAUGGCACGGCUCUUGCGAGCCUGUCCUGAACUAUUCGUGAUGCUGAAGGCCAUCGGGGUGGCCCUUCGCUCCGUGUUUUUCGCUUUGUUGCUUCUCCUUGGCGUCGUGUAUGUCUUCGCUAUCUUCUUCACACAGCUUCUCGAUGGCAAAAAUGCGCCAGACGGCAGGGUAGAUGCUCAAUUCUCGACAGUUGCCGUGUCCAUGAAUACCUUGCUCAUCAACGGGGCUUUGCCCGACCAGGGAGACUUGAUCAAUAACCUCCUUGCGCUUGACGAUGGACCCGUCUAUUAUGCCAUGAUUCUGACAUAUCUCCUGCUGUCCUCUCUCACGGUAAUGAACAUGCUCAUCGGAAUUCUCUGCGAAGUCAUCAGUGUUGUGUCUCACGUGGAGAGCGAAGAAAUGAAGCUCAGUGCUGUGAAGUUCUCCUUACAACGGAUAUUGGAGGAGACUGAAGCGGAUGAAGAUGGUGACAAGAAGCUAAAUCGGGCCGAGCUGGAGCUUCUCCUGAAGAAUCCGAAGGCUGUGCGGACGCUGGCAGAUGUUGGAGUGGAUUUACUGGCUCUCGUUGACCUGAUGGAUUUCAUCUUCGAACAGAAUGAGGACCUCACUUUCCCAGAGUUUAUGGACAUUGUCUUGGAUCUAAGAGGAGACAACGCUGCGACAGUCAAAGAUAUUGUUGACCUCAGACGCUUCGUCAGCUCACAGACCAAGAAGGUUGAACGGUUCUACAAGGAAGCUUUCAGAUCACCUUCGAUUCUGAAACCAGGGCCACCUUCAGAUGAACCAAGCCCCACUCUCGCCGACGUGGGAACAAAGACAUCCGUCUGGGUUCUUGGUUCCAUCUGUACGAUCUUCAGAGAGCGAAUUUCGCGAACUGCCACUGUUAUGAAACUCAGGGCAGAAACCAAUUUCCUCCUGCAGAAGCAGGUGAAGCAGGCCGUCGGACCUCUAGAAACGGUAGGCUCCGCGAUUCUUUCCACGUUAGCCUUUGCCGCCACGUUCUGGUGCCUCAGUGGUAGCAUUCGGUCGUCCUCGCCAGCGGUUGCGAUGCUGGUUCCCGCCGCUUUGGCAAUAGUUGCACUGCUCGCCAACUACAUCGGCCUCGCCAGAUAUCGAACCCGGCGGCCAGCGCGGGCUUGGCUGGUUAUCUCGCUGUCCUUGUGGGCCGCUCUUGCAGCAGGGGCCGUUCUUGGAAACAACUAUUGGUGGACAGGAGUAGCCAAGUACAACGAGUACCAGCAGAUGGCCAACUAUGUCAACGUCGACCCUUCCGUUGACAAGGGCACCUCCUUCAUGGAUGCUGGCUCUGUGUAUUUCAAGGACGGCUCUAGCGUAGACUUGACCAAAGCAAUCGCGUUUCGGAAUGGUUUGACAUAUUGUGUGGCUCCAAUAUAUUCCGAGCCUCUGGAAGGAACGGGCAACGAGCGAAAGACCGCAGCAGGUUUCGUGAUUCCGAAGAGCGGAACUCUGGACUUCUGGGCUGUUGGCACAGAUUGCUGUGGAACGACGGGAACUCCGUUUGAGUGCCAUGAUGCCACAUCCCCAUUCGCCCGCUCUGGCCUGCGGAUCGUAGAGGACAAUCACAAGGCCAUGUACCAGCUGGCGGUGCAGGAGUGGACAGCAACGACUGGGAUCCCUGCACGGAACCCUUUGUUCUUUCAGUGGGUCGUCGAUCCCAUCGCAGUGGAGGAGCAUUACAGAAGCCUCUCCAGCAACAGCAUCUUCAAACUGACAUGUGGCUACGGUAUCGCUGCAUUCUUUGCUGCCUACGUGCUUCACAUGGUCUUCCGCCACUUCAAGGUCCUUUAA